UGAGCUCUCUCAUCUCACUUUCUCCCAGCAACACAAGGGAGAGAGAUAACCAUUGGUUCCAUUUCUCACUUCAACAAAAAUUUAAAAGCAAAAAAUCAAGAUUUCCAACUCUGUUGAAAUCCAAACCAAAACUGAAAGCUGAUAAUGAUAUGAAGCAAAAAACAUCAUCUUUAAUUGGAUAAAUUUGCAAAAAAGCACUCAUCUUGUUUUCACAGUCAUGGCUGUUGCAGCUUCAAUAAUAAACUCACCUCCUCCUUCACUACUAUUUAGUAAAAACUCAAACCCUAAUUCUUCUUCUCCUUCUGUACUCUACUUUCCUAUUUAUAAAACUUCCCUUUAUCCACUUCUUAGAACUAGUAGUAGCAGCAAUAGUGGUAAGAUUAGUUGUCAGGAUUCUAAUGGCCCUGAUUUACUUAGAAAGCCUGAUGUUUUACCAAUUGAAGAACAAGAUGGAUUGAUGAAUAAGAAGAAGAAAAAAAAUUCAUUUGACGAGGAUGAAGUAGAAGGGGAGUGGGAUGAUUGGGAAGAUCAGAUUUUGGAAGAUACUGUUCCACUUGUUGGGUUUGUUAGGAUGCUUCUUCACUCUGGAAAGUAUGAAAGUGAAGAUAGACUGAUUCCUGAGCAUGAAAAAACAAUCCGGGACAGGUUACUUCCAUAUCACCCGGAGUAUGAAAAGAAAAUUGGACCAGGAAUUGACUAUAUCAAGAUUGGGUACCAUCCAGAUUUUGAAAGCUCUCGUUGUAUGUUCAUCGUCCGGAAGGACGGAGUGUCGGUUGAUUUCUCUUACUGGAAAUGCAUAAAAGGUUUGAUCAGGAAGAAUUACCCUCAAUUUGCAGAUGGCUUCAUUCUUAGACAUUUUCGACAACAUAAACGCAACGAAUAGCAAUGAUUAAAGAAUGAUUAUCCGUCCAUAAUCUUAUCAUUGUAUAAAAGUUUGCUAGAAGAAAAAAUAAACUCUUUCGGCUUCAUAUUGUUUAAAUUGUAAAAUUUUGAAUACGCAAGUUGCAUUUGCAGCAUCUUGGUUUUGUCCAAACCUAUCUCAUAGUAAUAGUGUUGUCAAACAGUUGACCCUGCAACUGCAAGACCAAAAUCUCGUAGC
This is a messenger RNA of Papaver somniferum (opium poppy), 1099 nucleotides long. RefSeq names its product protein DCL homolog, chloroplastic-like. Gene Ontology annotation, cellular component: chloroplast. The record is from RefSeq and is a predicted model, not a curated record. Gene Ontology annotation, biological process: chloroplast organization; chloroplast rRNA processing. The transcript has 3 exons. The coding region runs from base 218 to 883 and encodes 221 amino acids. NCBI's taxonomy places the organism in Eukaryota, Viridiplantae, Streptophyta, Magnoliopsida, Ranunculales, Papaveraceae.